Messenger RNA from Candidula unifasciata, 516 nucleotides. The record is from the annotation of a GenBank genome assembly. NCBI's taxonomy places the organism in Eukaryota, Metazoa, Mollusca, Gastropoda, Stylommatophora, Geomitridae.
AUGAGUACGGGACCCAGCCGAAAAUUGUUAGAGAAAAAUAAAAAGUGGCUGAAGAAGGCCAAAGAGCUCGGGCUUAGCCAACAGGAGUUUGACGACAUCAACAAGGCCUUCUGUCUGUUUGACAAGGACGGUAACGGCAAGAUCAGCCACUUCGAGCUCCGUGAGGUUGUCAAGGCCAUCGGUCGACCCAUGUCUGAAGCAGAUGUUGAAGAUAUGAUGGCAAAUGCAGACAAAGAUGGGAGCGGCUCCGUGGAAUUCAGCGAGUUCCUGUCGUUGAUCUGCCGCGAGUACUACGCCAAACACAACGUGGACAAGCAAGUCCGCGAGACAUUCAGGUCGUUCGAUCAUAACGGCGACGGGGUGAUCACUGCGCGAGAGUUUCGGCUGGCUCUGUGCAAGAUGGGACAGAGCGUCUCUGACGCCCAGGUGGCCGAGUUCAUGCGCUCUGUGGACAAAGAUGGAGACGGUGUCAUUACUUACGAAGAAUUUGUGAAGUAUGUAGAAUCCAACAUGUGA